GCUGAUUCAUGAUGCCAAUGUUUUGAAAGAACAUAGAGGCAGAUGUUCAUUAUCAGGAGGAGCAGCCAGGUGAUAAUUGAUGACAAAUGUGUUUGUAGGUCGUUAUCCUUUAAGACCAGAAUCAUUAUUAGAUGGAGGACAAGGAAGAAAGAUUUGAUAAAAUUGUUGAGCAAUUAGUAAAAAGAAUAUUUAUUGAUGCUUACCUGGAUAUUAUAAGCAAAAAAUUGGUUCAGAAGAUAUCAGAAGACUUAGAAAAGCAGUACCUUGAAGAUGUUAAUUUGCAAGGCAACCAGAGUCUUAAAGAACAAAAAGAUCCCAUGAGCAAGCAAGUAGAUGAUAGCAACAAUAGUAUUAUGACUAAACAAUCACUCAAAGAAUUCAAGGAAAACAGUUUAAUUUCUGAAAUACAAAGCCCAGAUGUAGAUGUUAACAGUACUGCUGAAAAUGUAAAGAAAGAGGAAUUAAUAUUAGAUGGCAAAGUUCAAGACAAUGUUAAUACAGUGUAUGAGAAUCAAAAUAGGGAUGAGCAGGCGAGAGCAGAAGAAGAAGAAAAAUUCUCUAGUGAAGAUGAAAAUUUGAAAGAGAAAGAGCUUAUUCAUUUGGAAAAUGAUGAUGAUCAUCCUAAAGAAAUCCACAAUAAAGUAAAAGUUGUCUGCUCUACUCCAGUGAAGAAGAGUACGACCAAUGUCCAAGAAGUGCAGAAAGAUGGGAAUACAUCCUUGAAUCCAAACUUAUCAUCCAAUUUGGCUGUAAUGAUUGGUGAUCUGAGUAGCAUUGGCAAUGACAUAUAUGCUGAAAGCAUUUCACUGCUGAGUCUGCCAAGGCAUGACAGAAUGGAGGUUGACAAAGACGAUGGUUCAAACACGCCAAGGCCAUCAACACUGUCCCUUUCUGACUUGGAUGACGCAUCUAUGGAUUCUUAUAAACGCAUUUCUAGUCACCAUGAUACAGUGUUAGCAAGUUUGGUUAACGAUCAGACAAUCACUAGUGAACACGAUGAAGCUGUUAAUCAAUUACAAAAAUGGUAUGAAAAAGAAAUUCGACGGCUCCAGUUUGAGAAGCAGGAGAUUGUUGCGUUAACAAGAUCUCCAAAAAGCAAUGUCUCUUUGAUGAGGAUGAAGUAUUUAGAAGAGAUUAAGGUUGAUUUAGAGGAAAGAUGCCACCAGGCGGAGAGACGGAAUAAGCAGCUUACAUUAGAGGUUGAUCGACUAAGCCGAUCCUGUUUUGAACUGGAGAGGAAAGUAGAGCUCUUGGAAGCCGACAAAGCUAUGCUUCAAGAACGCAGUUUUAAGAUAAGCCAGGACAGGCAAAAAUCGAUUAACGAAAUAACGAUUCUGCAGGAUCGAUUGGGGGAAUCAAUCAGUUCUCGAAGGCUGCUUGAAGAUGAGAUUAUCCGCCUUAAGCAAAAGGAGUUUUCUGCGAGCUCAAGGCUUGAUGACAGUGGCACAAUGAUUAGCGAGCUUCGAGAGGAUUUACAAAGCAGCAAGAAGGACUGUGCUGAUAAGGAAAAGAUUAUUCUGAACAUAUCAUCUCAAAAAAAGGAAAUCCAGCAGAAUUUGAACGAAGCUUUGGAGCAGAUCAGCCGACUUGAAGAUGCAUCAUCUCAACGUGCAAGGGAAAAGAAUCUUUUUCAUAAGCUUUUAGAGGAGUACGAAAUUCUCUACAACCAGCAUCGCAGAAUUAGGGACUUGUAUAAUGAGGCGCUGCAGAAGCUGGAUGAAAAUAUUGAAGAUGACAAUUUCAAGAGAGGCACGCCAAAAAGCGGCUUAUCGCUUAAAAUUCCGUCGCGAAACAGUUCUUUAAGAAAAAAAUGGACCAUGUCGCCAACAUCACCAUCAAUUAGAGAGCAAGAUGACAGUCAAAGUUCUCCUAAAAAAAAUACCGAUGUGUCAAGAAAUCACAGGCAUGAUAAUAGCCUUCUUGAGAACCAUCACAUGAACCGGCACAGUACUGGAAGCAUACUUGCUUGGGAGACAGCUAGUGACUACAACAACAAUAGUACACUUCAAAAUGAUAAUGGCAGUGAAAGAGAUUCUAGACUAGGAAAUUCAUCUCAUACGAGAUGGUUUGAAAAGCGUCUCUCUUACAAUGAAAAGAGCACCGAGCGGCAACAUGAUGAUGAAACAAAUCGGAUUGUCCAUAGCAAUGAGACACAUGGAAGUUCCAGGAAGCAAAGGGAUUGGGUUGUUCAAAAUAUGAAUGGUAUUACAAGAUUCGAUGUGGUAUUUUCACCAACUAAAUCGCGUUACCAAGAAGCUGAGAGGGAGUAUACUCAAGGGCGUGGGUCGUCGAGGAAUGAUAGCGAGCAAGCUCAUGUCAACAAAGAACACGAUCUGGAAAAAAGAGAUGAUAGAGUUGUAGAUUCCUCAGCAGAGAUAUACGACCUUGAAAAUGAUCUAAAAAAGCUUUCAGCAGAAAAGAACGAGAUUGAAUCACAAUUAAAUAGAAUGCCAAGAAAUGGUUCUGGUAGAGCACGGCGUUCAAAUGCAGAGAAGCAGGAACUUCUUGAGGAAAGGCUAGACGAAGUUAAUAAAUAUAUUGGAAAUAUAAAAAUGGCACUAAGGCGACACAAAGCACUCUAGAGUCUCAGUUUAUAUAAUCGAGUAAAUUAUUCUUUAUCAAUAUAUUGAUGCCAUCGUAGCUUAGAGUGUAUUUAUUAUGAUGCUAUGGCAAAGGAAAAAUUUAUAAAGAGAGUUUUCUUUGUAGCAGUGAUGUAUAUUAGGUUAUGAAAACUUAGUUAACUUUUAGGUUAUCAGAAUCGAAACUAUAAUGUUUUUUUGCCAAAUGUGAACACCUGAAAAUGUGAAUUGAUCUAGUUGGCUAACUGACAGUUUGCUGUUUCUUAAUAAUAAUAGAGUGACAUCCCUAUUUGCUACUAGGGUAUUUUAUUGAUAUUUAAUCGAUAUACAUUAAUUCAAUCAUGCAAGUUUUCAUAUUGUAACAAUAUCUAGUUAAAUUUGUGCAUUCUUCGCACUACACAGUCUAUUUUUCUUUAGAUGGCCACACCCUAUAUCCAAUACUUCUGUAUGAAAAUAUACAUUGAAAGGUACUAUAUAACACGAGGUACCGAAAAUAAUCGGUUUCUUAUUCAUUUCCAAUAAUACUUACUUUAUCGUACAACUGAUACAUCCAAAAAAUUAGUAUUAAAGAUUUCCAUUUAGCUGAGAGUAAAUUUUACAUAUAAACUUUGUUUGAUAUUUUCUGAAAUGAUACUUUUAAUUUUAAGUAUUUAUUGACCAUACUAAUUAUAAACUUGGUUUUUAUAUAAUUCCAAAUGGAAGGUUUUAACUAUUCAGCACAAUAUUUGUUUUGUAUAUUUUGGUAUGGUUACACCAGAGGACGCAUCAAUAGUUUUAAAGACAUAUAGUGAAACGGCUAGAAUUAUAUUUUUAUGUUUCUUUAAUGCACGCAGUAUGUUUUUAAGUAUUUUACAUUUAAGUAUUAUGCCUUGGCAUUUUAUUGGAUUCUUUAAUUGAAUUCGAGUGUAUUGUGGAUUUAUCAAUGAAGAUUGGGCCUAUUUCCUUACCAAU
Molecule: messenger RNA, 3530 nt
Organism: Rhopilema esculentum
Lineage: Eukaryota; Metazoa; Cnidaria; Scyphozoa; Rhizostomeae; Rhizostomatidae
Source: RefSeq, a predicted model, not a curated record